AUGAAGUGCAUCGCAGCUGUAGUCAUGGUGGCUCUGGCCGUCGUCGCUGAGUGCGGCCUCAUUCCGGCUCCGGUGGUGUACUCUGCUCCCCAGACGACUGUCGUCCAGCAGAAUGUGGCUCCGAAGUACGUGGUUUCGGCCCCUCUCGCGUACGCCGCUCCCGCUUACUCCUAUGCCGCUCCGUCCUUCUCCUAUGCUGCGCAAACCGUCUCCCAUGCCGUCCCAGCCGUCUCGUAUGCCCGUGUCGCCUCAGUAGCUCCAGUCGCCUACUCCGCGCCAUCGUUCUACGCUGAUUCGGAUGUGGUGGAAGCUGCUACAGUGGCCGUAGCUCCUGCUGCCACCGUCGUCGCUCAGCCUGCCGUGGCUGUUGUCGCCCAGAAGGAGGCUCGCUAUGUCGCUGCCAACCGUGGCGCCGUCCACGAGGCUCCUCUGGCCGGACAUGCCGUCAACCAGCAGUCCCUGAACCUUGAAGCUGCACCAGGAACUCUGUAA
Messenger RNA from Anopheles gambiae (African malaria mosquito), 492 nucleotides. RefSeq names its product cuticle protein 38-like. The coding region runs from base 1 to 492 and encodes 163 amino acids. Lineage: Eukaryota; Metazoa; Arthropoda; Insecta; Diptera; Culicidae. The transcript has 2 exons. The record is from RefSeq and is a predicted model, not a curated record.